GAAAAGCAAAAGAAGGAAGAGGAAAAGGGGAAGAAAAAAGAGAAGGGGAAGAACAAAGGAAAGAAGGAGGUGAAAGGGUCAAGUGAGGAGCAGGUGAAAGCGCCGAUCGCUGCUCCAGAGCCUGAGCUCAAAACUGAGCCAGAUACUGAACAGGCUCCUGAUCAGCACUCAAUAAGCAGCUCAGAGACACAGCCAGCACAGGAGGAACACAAGGAAGAAGCUGCGAUAAAGGAGGAGCCUGAAGUAGUGGAAGAAGUAAAGAAGGAGGACACAGAGGAAAAGGAGGAAGAACCAGCAGAACAGGAGGAAGAAGUCAAAGGAGAGGAAAAGGCAAAGGAGGAGGUGAAGAAGGAGAAGCCUUCUAAAGAAAAGAAGACAGAGAAGAAGACAGAAGAGGCUAAAGGCUCCAAACGUCAGAAAACCAUGCAAUGCAAAGUUACCUUACUGGAUGACACUCAGUUUGAGUGUGAGCUUGAUAAACAUGCUAAAGGCCAGGAACUAUUGACAAAGGUAUUGGACCAUGUCAACCUGCUGGAGAAAGAUUAUUUUGGCCUUGCUAACUGGGAAACCCCAACCAGCAAGACAUGGUUGGAACCCACAAAAGAGAUCCGGAAACAGGUUUCAGGUGCUGUCUAUGAGUUUACACUCAACGUGAAGUUCUACCCUCCUGAUCCAGCUCAGCUUACCGAAGACCUCACCAGGUACUUUCUGUGUCUCCAGCUGAGGAAGGACAUUAUGCUUGGUGUUCUUCCCUGUUCCUUUGUCACACUAUCCUUGCUGGGCUCCUACGCAGCCCAGUCAGAGCUUGGGGAGUAUGACCCAGAAGUACAUGGAACAGAAUAUGUUAAAGACCUCAAUCUGGCACCCGGACAAACCAAAGAGCUGGAGGACAAAGUGAUGGAGCUGCAUCGCACAUACAGGUCAAUGAGUCCAGCCCAAGCAGACAUGUUGUUUCUGGAAAAUGCCAAGAAACUCGCCAUGUAUGGAGUUGACCUUCACCAAGCCAAGGAUCUAGAUGGUGUUGACAUUACACUUGGGGUUUGCUCCAGUGGUCUGAUGGUUUACAAGGACAAGCUGAGGAUCAACCGUUUCCCUUGGCCCAAAGUGCUUAAGAUCUCUUACAAACGCAGCAGCUUCUUCAUCAAGAUCCGGCCAUCAGAGCAAGAGCAGUAUGAAAGCACAAUUGGCUUCAAACUGCCCAACUACAAAGCCUCAAAGAAGCUGUGGAAAGUUUGUGUUGAACACCAUACCUUCUUCAGGGUUUCGACAGUGGAGCCCCCCUCAUCACGUCGCUUCCUCGUCUUGGGCUCAAAGUUCCGGUACAGCGGGCGUACUCAGGCCCAGACCCGCCAGGCGAGCUCCAUGAUUGACCGCCCAGCACCUCGCUUCACACGCUCUGCGAGCAAGAGGCUGUCCCGUAACUUAGAUGGAGCUGGAGAUGACACUCUCCAGUUUCUGCAACAGCUCUCAGCAUCAACCAGAUCUGAGGCUGAUGAUUGGUCAUUGAUGCUGGAAUCUGACAAACCUCAGCCUUCAUCUGAAUUCCCAGCCAGAGGGGAGUCCAAGCAGACUUUCACUCAGUCAUGGGAGGAGGGGCAGUCUGUUCAGACGGUCACAGUGACCUGGCAGGACACUGAGACCGAGCAGAAUGGCUCUCAAACCAUCACCCAGACAGUCAGUCAGCCAUGGCAGGAGCUGGCAUCUGAUGAGCAGCAGCAGUGGAGAAAGCAAGACGAGUGGUCUGCCCUGUUGUAUCGCCAUCCUCCUUUUCCCUUUAUCCCACCCUUUGAUUUCGUGAAACAGCCAGCUGAGCUCAGCUUGACAGAAAUGAACUCUAUGGACAGGCUCUUGCAACCGCUGCUGAAGCAGCAAGAUGAUUGGUUCCUAUAUUUUGACCGAAUCUUCACCCGGUCUUCGCUUGAGAGUGUUGAAAAACCAUUCUCUCCCCUAGCUCAGCUCCAGCUCCAGGAGAAGGAAGAACAGGAACUGACCACAGAGGAGGUCAUUGACAGGCUUCAGGAAUCAGUGACCUUGGUAGACAAGCUGAUAGAGGCGGAGGUUUUGGAAAGGAGACUGAGGGAAGUGAGGGAUUUGGAGGAAAGGCUUCAAGAAAUGGAUGAGGUGGCAGAAAGACUUCAAGAAGUGAUAGAGGAUGAAUUGGGGAAGGAGGAAGUAGACAAGUUAAGAGAAGAAGAAGAACGAGAAUUGGAGAGGGAAAAACAAAUGCACAUGGAAGGUAGAACAGUAAGAGUGGGGAAGAAAUUUGUGAGGAUGAUAGAAACAAAAGAGGAGGAUGAAGUGGAUGAACUGGAAGAGCAAAUAAAGCAGGUGUUUUUAAAAGGCUUGUUGCCUGAGGAGGAAGAGGUUGAGGUGAAGCAGGAGAGUGAAAAAGAGGUGACAGCCGAGACUCUGUUAGAUGAUAGUUUGAGAGAGAAACUAUGCCAGAUAGAAAAGGAAUGGCAAAAUGAGGUAGAGGAAAAGCUUGGCUCUCCAGAAAUCGCUGGCACCACUUCUAUAGUUACAGUUCAGAGGGUUGAGCGUAGGACUAAGAAGAGAGUGACUAUUGUAGAUGAGAGAGGGCAACAACUGGGAGAUGUAGACGACAUGCAGGAACAGGCUGAUGUUAUAUCAGACGAGAGGUUAGAAAAACAAGAGAUUUGGCGUAAGACGGAUGUACUGGUAGAGAGAACUCUGAGAGAGGUCACAAAGGAGCUUCAGGCUGAGGGUCAGUCUCAGGUGGAAGAUAAAGAUGUCUGGUUCAUAGUUUUUGACCGGCCUCCAUACAAAGCUGUUUCCAAACCACCAGUUACCACUGUGGAACAUGCUCAAGUGGAUAAAGGCGAGUAUGUCAUCUCAAAGACUGAGAUUACAACAGUUGAGGAGAAAACGGAGAUUAUAGUAGAAGAGAGAAAAAUAAGAGAAGAGGAAGCCUGGCAUGCACCAGAGAUCCCACCACAACAGACCAUCACAGAAAGAGAUGAUGACUGGUUUGUGUUGCUGGAUGUUGUUCCCAGAGAGACAUCAUAUGUACCACCAGUUAUCUUGAAGGGACGAGACCAGGUGGAUGCAGAAAGUUUUGUCUCUGUGAUCGGAGCCCCAGCAGUUCAGGAGAUUAGAGAAAUAAUUGUUGAAGAGAGAAAGAUAAUAGAAGAGGCACCAAGACGUCCACAAGAGAUCCCACUACAGCCAGUGAUAGACAGAGAUGAUGACUGGUUUGUGUUGCUGGAUGUUGUUCCCAGAAAGACAUCAUAUGUACCACCAGUUAUCUUGAAGGUACGAGACCAGGUGGAGGCAGAAAGUGUUGUCUCUGUGGUUGGAUCUGCAGUAUAUGAGGAGAUUAGAGAAGUAGUUGUUGAAGAGAGAAAGAUAAUACAGGAGGCACCAAGACGUCCACAAGAAAUCCCUCUACAGCCAGUGACAGACAGAGAUGAUGACUGGUUUGUGUUGCUGGAUGUUGUUCCUGGAGAGACAUCCUAUGUACCACCAGUUAUCUUGAAGGGACGAGACCAGGUGCAUGCAGAAAGUUUUGUCUCUGUGAUUGGAGCCCCAGCAGUUCAGGAGAUUAGAGAAAUAAUUGUUGAAGAGAGAAAGAUAAUACAAGAGGCACCAAGACGUUCACAAGAGAUCCCACUACAGCAAGUGAUGGAUAGAGAUGAUGACUGGUUUGUGUUGCUGGAUGUUGUUCCCAGAGAGACAUCAUAUGUACCACCAGUUGCUGUCGUGGAGCGUGUUCAAGUGUCACCAGAAGAAUUUGUCUCUGUGAUUCAAGUAGCAACCACUGAGCAGAGGGAAAAAAGAGUGGAGGUUGUAGUUGAAGACGCAGAAAUAAAACAAAAGCUGAGUGAAAAGCGAGAAGUAGCAUUGCCACAGGCUGUGAGAGAAAUAGAAGAUGACUGGUUUAUGCUUUUGGAUCGUCCCAUUAGAGAACCAUCAUUUGUGCCACCAGUUACCAUGGCCGAGUAUGUUCAGGUUUAUCGUGAAGAAAGCAUUUCUGCUGUGCCUGAAACAAUAGCUAUGCAGUCCAAGAAGGAGGUUGUAGUUGAAGUGACUGUGGUGCAGAAGGAAGAAAAGAAGCUUCCCGUGCAAAUUAUUCCAGAGAUGAAAAUAUCCCAGCCUGUGAGAGAGAGAGAUGACGACUGGUUUCUGCUGCUGGAUGUUGUUCCCAGAGAAACUUCAUAUGUGGCUCCAGUCUCUCUGACAGUGCCCAGCCAAAUUUAUCCAAGUGUUGAACGUCAAAUUGAAGUGAAAAGCAUAGAGAGGAAGUCGCAACAGAUUGCUCUUGACCAGAUUACACCACAGCCUUCCCAUCCACUACCAGAGAGAGAUGAUGACUGGUUUGUGUUGUUUGAUGCUAUUCGUGAAGAAGCAGUCAUACUACCAUCAGUUGCCCCUGUUGAGAUAAUUCGGGAUAUGAGGAAGACGUUUGAGGUUGAGGUGACAAGCACAGAGACUAGAACAUGGAAGAAGACGAUAAUUGGUGUGGACAGAAGGCAAGAUGAGACACGUUUUUCUGAAAUGAGACAAAUCCAAAUUGCACCUCCGUCAGAGAGAGAAGGAGGGGAUGACUGGUUCAUCCUGUUCGACAUCAUCCGAGAAAAACCUGUUAUCACACGAUCAGUUGCUGUCCCUCAACGUAUCCAGUUCCCACCAGAGGUCAGAGUUCCAACUGCCAUGGAUAAAACAAGGAUUACUAUUUCCGAAACAAGACCGCUGUUUGAGAAACGGAUCCUGGAGGAAAGACGUCCACUCACACACACACAUGUCAAUGAUGAUUGGUUUGUUCUACUAGAUGUUGGCCUCAAAGAGUCAGUGGUGAGCACACAGAGGGGCACCCGUCCUGUCAGUGCUCCGGUCUUCUCCCAGGCUGCUCUGGCUGAGGCAGGAAUCCCCAUGGCCCCUUUCGACCAGCCCCAGACCUCCACUCCAAUCAAGACCAUCCGCCAGGAGGAAAGAAAGCUCGAAGUCACGGUAGAAGCUGUGGAGCCCUCAAAGAUCGAGGCUGCGUCUGAAGUCAAGCCAGCAGUGUGGAGGGACCAGGGAGCAAUAGACUCUUCACUGCUAUCUACCAUCAAUGGGGACAUCCAGCACGGGUCUGAGGUGACAAGCACGGAGGUGGUGCGAAUGCGAAAGAAAAGAGCUAAGAAAAUUGAGGAUGACUCAAUUUAUAUCAGACAUAGCCUUUUAAUGUUGGAGGAGUUCAAUAAGCCUCAGGAGGACCUGCUCAGGCAUCAUGCCAGUAUCAGUAAGCUGAAGAAGAACUUCAUGGAAGCCGUCCCGGAGCCUAGGCCCAGUGAGUGGGACAAGCGCCUGUCCACACACUCUCCGUUCCGCACCCUGGGUAUCAAUGGUCAGCCUCUGCCCAGUGCGGAUGGGAGUAUGUGCAUUAGUUCCCUAAGCAAUGGUUCAGAGACAAAGGCUACACAUGAGGAAACCAGCAGCAGUUUGGGCUUGUCAGGCACACCCAGGCCCACUGCGUGCCACAAGAGUGAGACUGAUAGUGUCGAAGCCCACGGUGGUCCUAUUGAGGAAGAGUCAUGUGAUCAAGACGAGGUUGUAGUUUUUGAGACCUCCUUGGUGCCCAUCGUAGAGGUGGAGAUGGCGCAGUUGCCUCCCUCCCUCGAACCCCACUGUAAGGCUUUAGAUGAGACCCAGGAGGAAGAAGGAUCAUAUCCCGGUGUGUCGGAGUGCUCUAGGAGGAUAGUCGGAUCUUCCCCAGCCUCCUAUUUCAGGAGCGAUGGUCCACAGGUCAUACGCUGCUUCCAGCCCCCUCUGGUGCAGACCCAGACAGUCACCAUCACAGCUGUCUCCAACUCCUUACAGACUGACAUCUCCACCACAGAAGUCCCUAUCGUGCCGACCAAGACCUUCACCUAUGAGUCUUCAAAGGUGACAGUUGAUGGGACAGACGAGGACAAAGAUGGCACAACUGUGUCCAGCUCCAAGACCGUUACCUCAGAGACCACGAGUGGCACCACAGUCACCACCACUACCACUCACAUCUCAAAGGUAGUGAAAAGUGGAUCUUCAGAGACUCGUGUGGAGAAGAGGAUUGUCAUAACUGCAGACUCUGACAUUGACCAAGAUAAGGAAAAACAUGGUGGAGCAUCAGCAUUGUAACUGAAUCAUCACCUUCGUUUAUUUCCUUGACUCUACACCUCCGACAUCAAUUUCAUCAGAGCGCAGCAAUCAACACACACUGACCAGCUCUAUCUACACACACGUAUCCAAGAAGAAAUAUCUCAUAAAUCAGCACCUACAGUUAUUGAUGAACUGAGUAGAUAAAUGUUAGGAGAUCUUCAUUUUAUUUUUUUUAUUUUUUCAGUUGAGCUGUUCAUUGUAGGUAGAGGAGGGCUGCACAGAUCUCAAGUUUUGAUUAAAUGCUUAUCUCAUUCUGGUGUUUGAAAAGCUUAGCGGAUACAUUUUUAUUGGUUAAAAAACAGCAUUUUCAGUUGAGUGAUCUCAGUUAUGUUUGCUUUUGAAUGCUUUUAUUUUCCUAGGUUUUUACAUUGUUAAUUUUAUACAAAUGCACUGUUUCCAUUCUAGUUUAGACACCAUUAUCAGCAUUUAUUCCCUUGGUGCUGCUAGGGGAACGUUAAGACACAUUCAAGGGAACGCUUAUUUUUGUUGUUGUUUACUUGUCUAUUUAAUUCAGGAGAGACAUUUUUUUUUUAAUGUAAUGACAUACCUCACAUCAAUAUGUGAACAAAGAUAUUCUGUGCUCAAAUUUGGACAGUUUGUUUGGCUUUGUUCACUGCUCAGGUACAAAAACAAAAAACCUAAAAUCUUUUCUUCCCCAACCAGCCAAGAACCGGUAGCCUACACAUUAUUGUAAAGUUUGAAUUAAAAAUUGAUCUAUUUUGAAAUAUUUCUCUAUUUUAUAGAAUUAAUGCUUUUAUAGUAUUUGUACAAAUUGAGGUUUUUAAGUUAUUCAUAUCCACCUGCUCAUGAAAUUGUAGGUUACCAUUGUGCUGUGAACUGAAUUUCGAGGUCUCUCUUUUAGACCUCCUUACCUGUCUUGCCUGACACCCUGAAUCAUUCUUAUUCGUUUCCUCUUGUAGUCCACCAAGUUUAUCAAACCUUUCACAAUUUACAUAUGACAAUGGAGUGCUUCCUUCAGCCCUAUGUUUUAUUCAGUAGAAUAGAAGCCAUAAUUGCUUUGAAUAUAUUUGGUUGAUAAGAAACGUUUUACAAGCUUUGGUCUGUUUAUCUCAGGUUUUGAUAUUCUUUUUAAGACUACAGACCUCCAUAUGAUUGUAUGAGGAAUGUCCAUAUAUGUAUAUCCAUCCUACUUUAAAUGUACGUUUAUGUUCAGCCAAGUGAGGUCGAUUAAUGUAAAAGCUCGUCUGUCACAGUAACCACUCGUGUAAGAGGUGAAGGCAGCUGUCCCAGUAUAUGUGGCUUUUCUCUCAUAGGAGCACAAGUUGUCUUUUUUACAUGUUCUACUAUACAGUAAUUUAUUUGUAAAGUAGGGAAUGUUUCAUGUGAUUUGAUGUACUGUGAUGUUUCAACACAAGCUGGUUUCCAGGCUUCCACUAAAGAUGUCACAAUGUUAAAUAUUGCAUUCAUUAUCAACCAAGUUUGUAAAGCCUUUUUACCAUAUAGUCUAAGUAGAUUGCUUUCUCACUUGCUGUUUAUCCCUGUACCUUUCCAUAGAGAAGAAAAUACUUUAAAUAUAUGAUCCCCUUUUAGAUAGCAUGUUUGUUAGCAAACUCUUUAACCCAAAAAGAAGCCAUUGGUAUUUUAGCUACAUGGAUGACAACAGCAAACUCCCCUGGAAGAAAACGUAGAAUUCCACAUGAAGAAAAAUAGGUUUUAGACGAUGGAAAAUAUUGUUGCUUUGUGACUUAUCCCUGUCUUUUUAUGAAAAAAUAAAAUAUGCAUUAUUUUGCAUUUUGGUGCGCAGUGUAUAUGUGAAGCAUACACGAAUGAGAUUUUCAUAAGAAAUAAAUAUUUAAUGCCAUUCACUUGUUUCAUAGUGGAUGUUGCCGCAUGUUCAAUCAACACCAAACGUUCGAGGGGAAAAAAGUGGCUAGAUUGUAAUAUCAUAAUGUAAACAAGAUGAAACCUCAAAUACGCAAUUAUCAGGAAAAUAUUGUUACAGUUGCCUAAACAGUCAAGCACAAACAUAACCACUGAAUUCAAAUGAAACAGAUCAGUGUAAAAAAAAAAAAAAAAA
Messenger RNA from Seriola dumerili (greater amberjack), 8176 nucleotides. RefSeq lists its product as uncharacterized. Gene Ontology annotation, molecular function: structural molecule activity; actin binding. Gene Ontology annotation, biological process: cortical actin cytoskeleton organization. Bases 424 to 6117 code for a protein of 1897 amino acids. The record is from RefSeq and is a predicted model, not a curated record. Gene Ontology annotation, cellular component: plasma membrane; cytoskeleton. Lineage: Eukaryota; Metazoa; Chordata; Actinopteri; Carangiformes; Carangidae. The transcript is spliced from 32 exons.